Molecule: messenger RNA, 1982 nt
Organism: Cephus cinctus (wheat stem sawfly)
Lineage: Eukaryota; Metazoa; Arthropoda; Insecta; Hymenoptera; Cephidae
Exons: 5
Coding region: 198-1943 (581 amino acids)
Source: RefSeq, a predicted model, not a curated record
AUGUAUUAGCACUUAAGAUUAGGACUCGUUGCCAUGUUAAGGGGACAGACAUUGCAAUUUUAUUGCAAUGAGUUCGUCAACUGUUGCGAGUGCAAGUUUGCUCCACUGAAAAAUUGUCACGUCACGUCGAAAAUUGAAUUAUAAAACGCUAGUGAAAAUUGAAGUAUAAUGAGAAGCUACAAGUUUCAUAUAAAAACAUGGAAUGCUGGACCGAUGAUCAACUUCUUAAACUCGUUCGACUCUACUCACGAUUUCCUAACCUUUGGGAUCAUAAUGAACCUUCUUACGACGAUUUGCCUAGCAGAUAUUAUUCGUACUCUCGGAUUCUUCAGGGUCUUUGCAUGCCCGAGCACGUGACGGUCAGCGACGUGCUUUCGCAACUACGGAAAUUGCGGAGAAUCUACGUUUCGGAAUUGCGGAGAAUGGAUGUGGCCCUCAAGAGCGGAAGGAUUUGCCAACCUGGAGUCGUAUGGUUCGAGGUUAUGCAUCGCUUCCUCUACGAUCAUUUGGAUGCUGAUGAGAGACUCGCGAGAUCCUCGAACAUUAGCAUCCACUCAAGAGGUAGCAGCAGCCACUCCUGGCCCACUUGCUCGAGUCAAGGGGCGAGUCAGUGCUGUGAGAAAGAAGAGAAAGCUGAGAUUUUCCAAGAAAAUUCGUCGGAUCAGCGCAGAGCACAAAAAGGUCAUAUUUUUUUUUUACGAGCACCGACCACUCUCCCAUUGGCAAGGAUGAACACCGUAUAUGAAAUAACAAAAAGGAAGGGGACGAAUUUGGAUAGCGAAAAAAAAUCUGAUGAUAACUCAAAAUGUAUUCAGUGUAAAGUAUUUUGUGAAGAGCCAAAUAUACAGGGGAAGAAAAGGAGACACGUUGCUUGUCCGGGUACUCUGCGCAUUAGAUGCAAAGAUAAGUUUCAUGUUGAUAAUUUGGAUAAGGAUCAGUUAUCAUCUAGAGUGUCAUGCUCAAAGGACGACGGGCGACCUUAUCACGAGAUGUCAAGAACUGUUUGUAGGAAUGAAGGACCAUCCAAGUGUCGCUCUUGCGAGGAACGUGAAAAGAACAUUCAGAUGAAUAAAGUGAUCGAGAGUUGUAUUUCGGCAGCCAGAAAAUCCUUGUCAAAUAUUCGUCAACAACGUCCUGAAUUGGAUGAACAUUUAAUAUCUAGGACUCUACAGAAAAAGGAUUCUGCAGAGAAGGAUGAAGAUGUACAAAAUUCAUCCUGCGUAUCAAGAUCUCGUCAUGAGAAUACUAAAAAUGUUGUAAAAUGUCCCAAGGAAGAGACUAAAGUCAUUUGUCUAGGGGAUGACAUGGAGGAUCAUCUGUCGACUAUAUUGAAUGACACUACAAUAAAAUUAUGUCCCGUCGAUAUUAUAUGCAAUUCCGAUGCGUCGAGAUGGUCCUCUUGUAAAAGUUGUUCAGAGCCAACUAAAUCAGUAAAACUACCAAUAUUCGCUAAAAAAGGGAAUGCCGACAGUUUACAAGAAGUUCUGGAAAUGGCGAGAAUCGAAUUGCAGGAUGCUGGAACAUUAUACAAUGAUAAUAGUAAACUUAUUAGAGGCUCGCGAGAUGGCUUACAGGUUGCGGAAGAGAUAAAUAAAGAAUAUGAUUGGUUCGGGACGGAAGUGGCAACUGCGCUAAAAAAGACUGACAGGCAGAGAGCGAUAAAACUUAAGGAAUUGAUCUUGGAAACUUUGCACACUACAGAAUCUAGGGAAGUGGAUAAUGCAUCUGAGUUAAAGUAUAAUGCGCUGUCCAAUGUGAAUUCUAAAAAAAUAAGGAUUUCCGCUGAGCUAAAGGAACCUCGUUAUUCUUCUGAAUCAAUAAAUCCAAUUCAAGAAUUAGAAACGGAGAACAGAGUCCCUGUCUUAGAUUCGUUAAGAGAUAUACCAAAUUCUGAAGAACAACUAGGAGAUGAUCUAAAUCCACUAACAAAAAACACAACUUAAAAAAUUAAUUCAUAAAAACUAAAAGAAUAAGACUUUUGA